CGCAGCCGGCAUUAGCCCUCGCUUCCCUCGUAUCCAACUGAGCAGCAGCAGCAGCAGCAGCAGCAGCAGCAGCAGCGAGGGCCGCGACCUCUCUUUGUCAUCAUCAUCCUCAUUGCCGCCGCCGCCAUCCACCAUCGCGAUACCACACCAUGCUAUCCAACCCUUUCCGGCGAAAAGCUCGCCAGCCCUCGAAGCCGGGAGGCAUUCGCAUCGGUCUCGCCCAGCGCAAUCAGCAGAUGAAGGAGCAGCAGCAACAACAGCAAAGACACGAGAAUGACAAUGCUGCAUCAACGUCGUCGUCGUCGUCAGGAGCACUCCUCUCCCUACCACCAGAGAGCGACUACCGCACAUCACUAAUCAUGCCCCACCUCACUCGUCGCUUCACACUUCUACGAGCCCCAGACGGUACCAUGGUUACUCCUGACGCAAUGCGAGCGCAGCUUCGAGCUCAGAGAGCCAGAGCACGCGCUACUGGCCAGCCAGGGGGAAACUUCCUCACCGAGCAAGAAGAGGACGAGAUCAUCGACCAGAUGAGACAGCAGACGCUCUUUGCGCAGGCGAAUGGCCAGGAUGGCGAUACCAAUCGCGAUCGAUUCACCGUCGGAUCCGGUAGCGACGGCUUCGGCGCAUCGUAUGCAUCCUCGACUGGUGAGAGGUCUUCGGCAGCCGACCGCAUAGGCUCCUUGACAGAGAGUCUCGGCGAGCUCAAGAACGUCUCGAGCUUUCCGUCGAGCGGCAGCGGCAGUCUCUUCUCUGGUAGGAGCUCAGAGAGGGACAAUGCCUACUUGCGCAGCCUCGACAAGAGCAAGGUAGCUAGCAUGGCGAGUCCCAUCGAGGAGGAAGAGGAGGAGGAGGAGCAGCAGGAGGAGCAGCAGGAGGAGGACGAGGGAACGCAAGAAGAAGAAGUAGAGCUGCAGUACCCCGAAGAGGAGAGAGCGGUUCAGGACGAUGUUGCUGUGCCAGGCGGCUUUGGCGAUGCGCAGUCACAGGUCGCUGCGCAGCGAAGCGGCGCACACCUCGCUCCUCCCACCCUCCAACAACCACAGCGUCAAUCGCAGCUCUUGUCCGCUCUCUCUCCGGAAGCCUUUCGCCGAGUCAGCACCGCCCUCGAGGAGGUCAUCGGCAUCGUGUCACCUGGCAGCUUGCCUCGCUUUGGCGGCGCACCGGGAGACGACGGCGAUUACGAGAUCGACGCCAUCUCCGCAGAGGAGUCGGACGAGGAGGACGGAGAAGACGGCGGCGAGGAUGAGAUGGAAGACGAGGAGCAAAGUCGCGGCCACUCGUUGGCGGGGGAGAAUCUCUUCGCAGAAGGUAUGGCGACUCGCUCGAAUCGUGGGGAUGAAGCGGACGACGAGGUCAGCGACGAGAGUCACCUCCUACGAGGCUUGACUUCACGCGGCAAGGAGGCAUCAGACUCGGACGGCGAGUCGUUCAGAUCCGCCAAGGAAGAAACGGCUACCAGCGUCGCCAUUCACGAAGACGUCCAACGCACCCCUCAGCUGGAGCAGACCCCUAGGCCAGAAGUCAUGACGACGCCUAGGGUGCAAGGCGCUGCAAACUCAGCUCCACGAAGACCCGUACAGCCCUCGUCUGCCGGCAACGCGAGCCUCGCUGCGAGUACCCCACCUUCCUCUAGCAGCGGCACGAGCGCCUCAGUUAUCUCCGCUGGGAACAUCGCGGCGAGAAGUCAGCGCUACUUCCCUUCAGCUGGCGGAGGCAUCAAGACGACGCUGCCCCUCGAAUACGCAAGCGGCUUCAGAAACAGCCCAUCGACGCCCGCCGGGUCAACUUCAGAUCGCGCUCCCUUGGUCAAUGACGGCAGCCUCGCUGCUGCGUCGAGCGCCUUGGCUGCGACCACGAACACUCCCUCGCAAGGCUUCAGCAGCAUCGUCCGGCGCCAGCCUCCGCCAGCCAACGUCGACACGCAGCGGGCAAUCAAUGCAUCGCAGGAGGAUGUCCUGAGUCCAACCACGGGCGGUCUCUUUCCUCAGCCGCCGACCCACGACCCUAUCCUCGCACAACGCUGGCGGCAGACGUACGGCCAGCCGAGCCUGGCUUCGCCCAGCGACGUUGGAAGCAUUGGCGGUGGGAGCGAGUCGAACAUCUCCGACUUUGAGAGGCAAUUCGAACAGGAGCCUGAAGUCGACGAUGUGUGGGCCAAGGUGGCCCGCAACAUGGGCACAGAAGAAGGGGACGCGGCUGCGAGCGGAUCUCGUGGACUCGGUGCCGGACAGACUUCAUCCCUCGUACCGACAAUGGACGAGUACCGCCCGGUCAGCCAUAUGCCGCCCGCAGAGGCCGCUAGCCAGUUCAACGGCGAUACGGUCAAUCAGCUUGCAGAGAUCCAGGCCAACCUUGUCCGCUCCGUCAGCCAGCGUCAUGGCAUGGGACCUAUUGGACCUAUCGCCCCGCCCAUCCCACUCCCUGCCUCGCACCCAAACGCGAUACCGCCGCCGAUGUCGCCAGAGCGGCCAGCGCAGACGGCAACGGUGCAGCCUCUGUCACCAGAACGGCCAGCGCAGAGUGCAUUAGUGCAGCCUCUCUCACCAGUCUCGCCUGUCAAGCUUGAAAAGGCGCGAGAGAGGGCGAGACAGAUUGCAGCUGAGCGAGUGAGGGGAGGCUCGAUUAGCGGAUCGACGCCAAGCUCACCGUCUCGAGGCCCAACAGCUCAAGUCACGUCCAGCGAGGAUUCUGCUUGGCCUGCCAGUCAAUCUGCGCGAAUGUCCCACUCCAACUCGCAGCGCUCCUUCAAAGGUCGCGAAGUCAUGUAUGACGUCACGUCUAGUCAUCGCCCUACGUCUCCACCACCUGGCCGCACAUCAGGCGGCCUGCCCACGAUUCAGGACCUCAACAUCCUCAACGGCAUCCAGCCAGACAGCGUCUCCUACUCUAUGUCGCUUGAGCAGGCACUCGACAAGGCGGCCAACUUUGAAAGCUUCUCCGAUGGGCAUAGCCGUGCCGCCGGAGGCAGCACAUCGCACGACUACGGUGGGCUGUUCGCUCCCGCAAUCGAAGAGGACGAUGCCGAGGGUGGCUACGACGACGAGUCGUACCCAUCGAUGCAGCAGGGCCAUCCGUACGCCAGCGCGGGUGGGAACGCCAACGCCAGCGCAGCCGCCAACAUGAGCAGCCCUCAUUCCGCCCAGUCGGUAUGGUCAGACUCCCGCUCCCCACGCCAGGGGCAAGGCUUCACCCCCAAUCUCGUGGAUGACGUCGCCGCGCAAGCCCAAGCUGCUACGGCCGCGCUGAAAGGCCCUCACUCAGGAGAUGGCGGCCCUCAUCUCCUGCCGCGUAGGUCGCGCAUCCUCUCGAAGCGCAAGGCUAAGCGCAACCCAGGCAAGUUCAUUGGCGCGCCCGAACUGCUCACGACGAGCCAGUACAUGGGUCACGCACAACCGAUCCCUGAGCCGACGGUCAACAAGAAGUCACCGCGCAGUCAGACGGCCGACGCUGCGACUCAACGACGCCCGCCAUUCAGGCAAGCAAGCGACUACCGCAACGAUCCAAAGACGAUGCCUGCGACCUUGCUGCACAUGCGUCGCUCUAGCUCUUUCGGUCAUCGAGGUCGAUUGGACACGCCUAGCUCCAGAGCCGAAGAGUGGUCCAGCCCGACAUCUGCCGCGCCCGCAAGUACCGCGGCUGCUUGGACGCCUCCAGCGUCUCGCACCCUACGUGAGCCUCCAGCAAGCGCGCCAGCAAGCGCGCCAGCACCCGCAGGCAACCUCGUCGCUCCUGGUACCCCAGCUUCGAUCAAGAGCUCCGGCGGAGGGAGUGCUGCAGGGACUCUGCCCGCUUCCAGCAGUAACGGCAGCCUCAGUCGCCUCAUGUCGAGGAUGCGCGUACGCAAGCCUACCGAGGAAGGGUCGCCCUCUGUGACUCAGCAGUCGCCCAGCCUCUCUGCUGCUGAUCAUAGCGCAACGGGCUCGGCGAUGCUGCCUGACAGGGGCACACCCAUGCGUGGCCCUUCGCCUUUCGGCAUUGGCGAGAGUGCCGGCCCUGCAGGGCGAGGAGCUGGAGGUGCGGGCGGCCUGUCUACAGACUCGACGUUGCCGGAGAGCGGUGCCGCUGGUCGCCUGACGGGGAUGAUGCCCAGCCCCAUCGUUGACCGCAGUGAGACGUCUGCGCUGGGACACUGGUCUGGGCCAUCUGCUCCCCUGGCCAACGAGGAUAGCUGGCGCACCUCGAGUACUGCAGAUCACUCGCUCGCAGCGAACGAGAGCGGUGGCUCUAAGGGUCUGCUGGGCUCCCCUGCAGCUAUCCAGGAGGACAAUUUUGGCGGCUUUGCUCCCGCGUGGAAGCAGCCCCAACAACAGCAAGCCCAGCUUCAAGCUUCCUCGGCACCGCAGAACCGCGUGUCCACGGCCACAUCCGGCAGCCUCCCGACGAGCGACCCGCCAGCCAACGGAUCUAUCGCCCCAGCCGUCGCCUCCUCCUCUGCACGCAACACCAUCAUUCGUCGCACUCUCAUCUUCCCCAACGAAGCCGCCGCCAACGAAGAGCAACGCCGCCGCCUCAGCGUCGCCUCCUCUGUCGCCCCGUCGGUCGCCUCAAGACGCAAGUCUCGCCCCAACAAGGCAGGCGAGUUUGAUGACGACGAGGCAAAUGCAAGCUACGCUGCUCUGAUCGCCGGUGGAAGUGGCGCGGGCAAUGAGGCUUCGCGACCCUCGUCGCAGAUUCGUCGAUCAGAGGAUAAUGCCGGCGGAGCGAAUAGAGCAACCAUGCGAAUGUCCCGCGCCAGCAAGUUCGGUGCCGCCAGCCUACGACCGCCCAGCUUCGCCAACAGCACGCGACGCGUCUCCACCGCCACUGGUGGCGCUGACGGCGGCUCGUAUGCCGGCUCCCUCUACGACAUGUACAUCGGUCCUUCGGGCGCUGCCGGCGAUGAAGACCGCGAUGGCGCUUCGCUCUACGACGGUUCUCGCCCCGGCUCGUCGGCCUUCAAUCAUGCGCAGGUGCCCACGGGCAGUCAUAUUGAGGUCACGGAGAGGGCGGACGGGUCGGUCGUUUGGCAAAUCAUUGCUGGGUUGGGCAAGGGCGAGGGCGAGAGACGAAGCGGAGAAGAGGGCGCUACGGCUGCUGCUCCUCCUGGCGGGCACACGAGGGGAAACAGCGAUGCAUCGCAAUUCUCUUUCCUCAACCGACCGCCCAGGGACUCGUACGCCGAUGCAAGCAACGGCAGCCUCCUACCGCAGGCUACGGGACAUUCGACGUAUCAGCAGCAGGGCCGACCGAGCGUUGAGGAAGGUGGCCGAACCUUCACUGGCCUCCUACGAGACGGAGAGGACGACUCACGCAGUCUCUUCCAAAGACAGAGGACCGAGAGCAACGUAGCCGCGGCGAUGAGACAGCGUAAGCAGGGGUACAAGGGUGGCGAGGAAGGCAUGCCCGACUUGCCACUCGCACCUUGGCAAGCAGCUCAACAGCAAGGAGACGAAGCUCAACCUCGCCUCUCCUCUGAAGACGCGCGACUGGCUGCAGCUCAGAGCGCCUUCAAUCUCCGUCUUGCCGAUCAGGCACUAGACACGCGAGUGGUCUACACCAAUGAUGUCGAGCUAGAGCAACUCCUCGAGUCCCUGGCCCGACAGCACGAGGAUGGCGGCAAGUUCCUCUUUGACCCUAAGCAGUACUAUGCUGUCAAGCGGAGGUUGCUCGAGGAGGGUGGUGGAACAGUCGGUGGAGAGGGAGCGGAGCAACCAGGAGCACAGCUUCGUACUUCUGACGUAGGGGCAGGGAUGCGACCCAUCUCUCGCGCGUAUCGCGAGGAGGAGGACGACCCUACUGGCCAGCAGGGCAGAGACUCUUUCCUCUCCCCCAGCAGCCCGGACGGCAGCGGACUCAACAGCAAGUCCACUUCUGCCACCACCUCACUCCUGCGCCAGAGCGACGCGGGGCGUCGUCGUGUUGAGGACGAGAUUAUGAAUCUUCUCGGCCAGUCUGGACACGCAGAGAGGGGUAGCGCGGUCCCUUCCACCAAUACGUCAGCAUCGGCAAGGUCUACGGUGCCCUCGCCCAGCCUGGCGGGGGGCCAGGCGACUACGAGGGGCUCAGCGGAUGGAGUGUGGGCAGGUGUGCAGAGCUGAUAACGGCAGCAGCGUAACGGGCGGCACGACUCUGUACGACGAAGGCAAUGGAAGGGCAAAGGACUGCCAGCGGCCGACCCGUGACCUUCCUCGCUCUG
This is a messenger RNA of Jaminaea rosea, 6178 nucleotides long. RefSeq lists its product as hypothetical. Lineage: Eukaryota; Fungi; Basidiomycota; Exobasidiomycetes; Microstromatales. The coding region runs from base 150 to 6080 and encodes 1976 amino acids. The transcript is spliced from 2 exons. The record is from RefSeq and is a predicted model, not a curated record.